Molecule: messenger RNA, 2264 nt
Organism: Pseudopodoces humilis (Tibetan ground-tit)
Lineage: Eukaryota; Metazoa; Chordata; Aves; Passeriformes; Paridae
Gene: DMP1
Product: dentin matrix acidic phosphoprotein 1
Biological process (GO): ossification; extracellular matrix organization
Cellular component (GO): extracellular matrix
Molecular function (GO): extracellular matrix binding
Source: RefSeq, a predicted model, not a curated record
CAUUCCAACACGGGCACACAGCUCAUCCCAUCUCCAGCACAACAGGAGACAGGGGCUUGCAGCACACCUUGAGCCGCAGGGACCAUGACUGACAUGAGGGCUGCAUUCCUGGUGCUGCUCCUCUGGGCCGUGGCCUGUGCUCACCCUGUGCCUGGCCAUGAACCCACCCACUCCAGCACCCUGCAGAAGGGUACAGCAAAUGAAGAUUAUAUCGGCAAGCUGGGCAACCACCUAGAUGGUGGAGAUGGCAGACAUCCUCCUGCCAGUCCAGAGACAGGGGAAAAUGCCCUUGCCAGGGAGCUGAUGGGUGAGAAUGCCAUGGAUGAGGAGCUGGGUGAGCUCAGUGGCCAAGACGUGGGAGGCCGAGUUGGGCAGGUUCAGGACAUGAACCAGGUGGACCACGAGGACAUGGGCACCCACAAUGGAAAUGACCUUGGUUUCCUGGACGUGGAUGCACGUGAUGCUGAUAAUGGUGACAGUGGAGAGCACUACAACGCCGGAGCCAAUGGGUUUCCCUCCCAUGGCGGUGGGUUCCUGGAUGAGGAGGAUGACAGUGGGGACGACACCUUCGAUGCCAAUGGGGAAGAGGAAAGGGGUGAAGGCCCUACCUACGUGGCUGGUGCUGAUGGGGCAGGGGAGCACGAGCACGAAACUGGCCGUGGGGAUGUCGGGGCUGGUGGGGGGCACGGUGAGAGCAGCAGCAGCAGCAGUGAGAGCAUCGGGGCAGACCACCGGCGCUACAGGAACUACAGCUUUGGGCGCACUUACAGGCACGGAGGGGCCAGCAGCAGCAGCCAGGAGGAGGAGAGCUAUGACUUCCAGGAUGAAGCCAUGCAGGGUGAUGAUCCCUCUGUCUUUGAUGGCCCAGGCAGCAGCUACAGGAUACGCCACAGUGGCCCCCAUGCCCUGGGGAACAGCUGGGAGAGUGUCCAAUGGGCUGGAUCCCACCGCUGGGAGGAGGGUGACAGCAGGUCCCCUGAGGUGGAGGACGGUGACUCUGGAGAAGACAGCCCAUCCGUGGAGGACAACAGUCAGUCAGAAGAGUCUGUUGACAGUCAGUCAGAGGAAAAAAACUCCAGCCACUCCAGGGGGGAUGAGGAUGACAGCACAUCCAGAGAGGAUGAGAACAGCGAGUACAGGGAGGGCACUGAUGAACAGUCAGAUGAAGAGCCAAGGGAGACCCCAGAGCUAGUGAGAACCUUGAAUGAGCACAGCAAUAGCCAGACCUGGGAAGGGCAGGAGGACUGGGAUUCUGCUGAGGACAGGAGUGUGCUGUCCACACCUGACAGUGAGUCCAGGGAAGAAGAGGGUGAACAGAGCAAGUCCAGGGAAGAUGAUGAUGACCAGAGCCAGUCCUCAGAGGACACUGUGGAGGAGUCAGAGGAUGAGAAUGACUCUGUGCCAAGCACAUCGGCUGAGAGCCCAGAGUCCCCAGAGGAUGACAGCAGCCCAGAGGACAACACAGUUGAGGACAGCAGGUCCACGGAGAGCGACAACAGCGAGUCCCAGGAAGAUGAUGAUGACGUGGAGAGCCACUCCCAGGAGGAUGCCACCCACGAGUCCAGCAGCCACGGGGAUGACAGCUCCCUGCAGAGCCUGGAGAGCGGGGGCCGCAAGCGGCGGCUGGAUGCCCUCCGCCACAGACCUGCUGCUGACUAUGAUGACAAUGACUGCCAGGAUGGGUACUGACCUGUGCCCCAUGGCCUCAGCAGGGUGGGGGGUGUGUGGGGGGAGAGGGGGUAAUUUAUUAGCCAUAUAGCCUGGUUGACUUCUUCUCAAGAAGAUGCUGUGGUUAAAACGGAGUCAGGUUCGCCAGGGCUAAGCCUGGGCACACUACACAGGGAGUGAAAGAGUUGCCAGGCACAGGGAAAAUGCCAAACCACAGCAAGAAAAGGCAUUUUCUCUAUCAAUCUGGAGAGCAGCUGAGAGCUGUGAAUGCCAGCAGGGCGAUGCUGCCCACAAGCCCCCAGGGACUUGUCACUCCUGGGCAUGAUGGGCAGAAAGGUCCCUGUGUUCACCCCUCGUGUUUACCUACCACUGCUCUAAACACAUCUGCCCAGACUCCAGCUGGAGCUUUCCAUUAACUCAAUGUCUAGCACAUAAAAAGGAAAAGCUACAGCUGGUGUGCACAGGUGGUGCAUGGGCGCAGCAGGGUAUGAAGUACCACUUCAGGAUGGGAUGUAUGUAAUAUUUUUAUUAUUUUGUAAGAAAUGUACAGAAAACAUUAUACUGUAUCCUUUUUGCACUUGUAUUUCAAAGCUGAA